AUGUUGCCGUUGUCGCUGCUCAAAACGGCGCAAGGCCAUCCCAUGCUGGUAGAGCUGAAGAAUGGCGAGACGUACAACGGGCAUCUGGUGAGCUGUGACACGUGGAUGAACAUCCACCUGCGCGAGGUCAUCUGCACCUCCAAGGACGGCGACCGCUUCUGGCGCAUGCCGCAGUGCUACGUGCGCGGCAACACCAUCAAGUACCUGCGCGUGCCUGAUGAGGUGAUCGACAAAGUACAAGAGGAGGUCAUCAGAAGACAAGUCAUGCAAUGCUGUCAUGCCAUGCUGUCAUGCCAUACUGUCAUGCCAUGCUGUCAUGCCAUGCUUGCCGCCUCGCCUCUCUACCCCCCUCGUUUCCGCACCCCCUCUCUCCCUACCCCCUUCGCUCCCUGCCCCCCCACUCUCGCUACCCCCCUCUAUCUGUGA
Molecule: messenger RNA, 426 nt
Organism: Closterium sp. Naga37s-1
Lineage: Eukaryota; Viridiplantae; Streptophyta; Zygnematophyceae; Desmidiales; Closteriaceae
Source: the annotation of a GenBank genome assembly